Molecule: messenger RNA, 2080 nt
Organism: Camellia sinensis
Lineage: Eukaryota; Viridiplantae; Streptophyta; Magnoliopsida; Ericales; Theaceae
Source: RefSeq, a predicted model, not a curated record
CGAGGUCCAGCAGCUUCACCUCACUCAUUCACGCCUCUCACUCUUCUCAGGUCUCUAUAUCGAUGGUGUCUCUCUCUCUUCUCUUUCCCAUCUCAGACUGAGUUCUCUCUCACACUCUCAUCCAUCUCAGAUCAGAUCGGUGUGCUGCUGCUCGUCUCUCCCUGUCGAUCAUCCAUAGAUCGAUUGUUUCAUGUCAUCUACAAUGGAUUCGGUAAAUGCUGCUAUUGGAAUGGAUGUUGUUUAAUUAUAUUGUUUACAGGUUUUCAGCAGCUAUGUUGUUAUUGGAAUGAAAAUGAACCGUAGAUAACGGAUUGGUCUUGGUUUUCUCCCAAUCCGGUCCAUGCUCACCCCUAUCUUAUCGUAUCUCAGAGACAGAGACUCAGAGAGAGAGAGAGAGAUAAAGCGAGAGAGAAACUAAGAGAGAGAGAGAGAGAGAGAGAGAGAAGCAAUGGCAGCAGGUGUGGCUGGUCUAGGGCUAUCGUGGUCUUCGAAACUCGCUCAGAGACCCAAUUCAACCCCCUCUCCAUCUUCAUCAUCGCGCUCUUCUGGCAGUUGUUCCAUCAAAAUGGCCGUCUCAGUCGACGAGCAAAAGAAGACUUUCACUCUCAAGAAAUCUGAACAAGCUUUCAACAUCGCCAAGGAAUUGAUGCCCGGAGGUGUAAAUUCUCCUGUACGUGCUUUCAAAUCAGUUGGCGGACAACCUAUUAUUAUGGAUUCUGUUAAGGGCUCUAAAAUGUGGGACAUAGAUGGCAAUGAGUAUAUCGAUUAUGUUGGUUCGUGGGGGCCAGCCAUCAUUGGUCACGCAGAUGAUGAGGUACUUGCAGCUUUGGCUGAAACAAUGAAGAAGGGAACAAGCUUUGGUGCUCCAUGUCUUCUAGAAAAUGAUCUGGCAGAGAUGGUCAUCUCAGCUGUUCCAAGUAUAGAAAUGGUCCGGUUUGUCAACUCGGGCACAGAAGCAUGCAUGGGUGUUAUCCGCUUGGCUCGUGCUUUCACUCGUCGUGAGAAGAUCAUCAAGUUUGAGGGUUGCUACCAUGGCCAUGCAGAUCCAUUUCUGGUAAAGGCAGGCAGUGGGGUUGCCACCCUAGGGCUCCCCGACUCGCCCGGUGUUCCCAAAGGAGCCACCUACGAAACCCUAACAUCCCCUUUCAAUGAUAUCUCAACUGUUAAAAAUCUAUUCGACGAGAACAAGGGAGAGAUCGCCGCGGUUAUACUUGAGCCCGUUGUUGGGAACUCAGGCUUCAUCGCUCCUAAACCUGGUUUCCUUGAGGAUCUCCAAAAACAAAUCACCAAAGAAAAUGGCGCUCUUCUGAUAUUUGAUGAAGUUAUGACCGGGUUUCGCUUGUCUUAUGGUGGAGCUCAGGAAUAUUUUGGAGUAACUCCCGAUUUAACCACUCUUGGGAAGAUCAUCGGUGGUGGCUUGCCGGUCGGUGCAUACGGAGGAAGGAGAGAGAUUAUGGAGAUGGUUGCACCAGCGGGACCCAUGUACCAAGCCGGGACUCUAAGUGGAAACCCAUUGGCAAUGGCUGCAGGAAUUCACACUCUUAAGCGGUUGAAAGAGCCAGGAAGUUAUGAGUACUUAAAUAAGAUCACAAGUGAGCUCGUCCAAGGCAUUGUUGAUGCUGGGAAGAAAGCCGGGCAUGCAUUUUGUGGCAGUUAUAUAAGCGGGAUGUUUGGGUUUUUCUUCACAGAAGGGCCAGUUUAUGACUUUGAGGAUGCGAAGAAGAGUGACACUGCAAAGUUUGCGAAGUUUUACAGAGGCAUGCUCGAGGAAGGCGUUUACUUUGCGCCUUCACAGUUUGAGGCCGGGUUUACUAGCUUAGCUCAUACCUCAGAGGAUAUCAAACGGACGAUAGAAGCGGCGGAAAAGGUUUUCCGGCAAGUUUAAAGCCAGUCUCCCCCACAUCAAGGUUUGUCUUUUUUUGUAGGCAAUUGGCACUUUUUUUUUCUUCUUCUUCUAGGUUUUUCAUUGAUUGAAAAAUUGUUUGUAAUUUAACUCGAAACAAUUUGAUAUUCAUUGUGGAAUGUAUCAUUUGCUAUUAAAAAAAUGUUGUAAUUUCAUCUAUAUUUUCCUUUUCCUUUA